Molecule: messenger RNA, 1719 nt
Organism: Alternaria arborescens
Lineage: Eukaryota; Fungi; Ascomycota; Dothideomycetes; Pleosporales; Pleosporaceae
Exons: 2
Coding region: 1-1719 (572 amino acids)
Biological process (GO): rRNA base methylation
Cellular component (GO): nucleolus
Molecular function (GO): methyltransferase activity
Source: RefSeq, a predicted model, not a curated record
AUGUCACUCUACUACGAAGCCGCGGCGGUCCUCGCAAACACAGAGAAUACCGGUGGAUCUCUGAAGUCGCGGAUAUACAACAAAAAAGACUUGAAGAGCACACCAGGCCAAUUGUUUGCCCUCAUCGCGGAAACGUCAAAAUGGUCCAUCGUGCUCAAAGAUGUGAUUGAAAAGACGAGAUUGCUUGCAGAGGAGAGGAAGCUUACCCCAAUACUUGCUCUUCUUCUUACACACGACCUGCUGCUUGCGAAGAACGGCGUUGCUGCAGCCACCAACCAUGUCCUUAAACUCGCAAUAACUCGACACAAAGCCCGCCUAAGCGCCGAACUCACCAAAGCCCGCAUACGAUACGGAUACGCGACUAUAGAGGCUUUCAGAGAGGCUGUGAACGACGGCGAGCUUGACAAGGACGACAGCGAUGCGCCCAAGAGUCGGCACCCACGGUGGGUACGCGUCAACACUGUAAAGACGACGUUACAGCAACAGCUUUCAACAACAUUUGCCGGGUUUGUGAAGACGAACGAUCUGAACGAAGUGCUGUCUGCGCCUAAGAAGUCGAAAAUAUACUACGAAGACCCGAACAUACCAAACCUACUUGCCCUACCGUCCAAGAUCGACCUGAGCAGGUCGAUCGCGUAUACCAAGGGUCAGAUCAUAUUCCAGGAUAAAGCUUCAUGCUUUCCUGCCUAUCUGUUAGAUCCGCAGCCGGAUGAUGGCGAUGUUAUCGACGCGACAGCAGCACCAGGAAAUAAGACAACGCACCUAGCGGCUAUCGUAUCUGACAGGAGACAACCCGGUAACGAACAAAAGGUCAUCGCAUUCGAACGCGACAAGGGCAGGUCCUUCACUUUGCAGAAGAUGGUCAAGCUCGCGUCAGCGGACAGCAUUGUUCAGGUCAAAGGCAGUAGUGAUUUCAUCGCUGCGAAGCCUGGGUCUGACGAGUACGCCGACGUAGGUGCUAUAUUGCUCGAUCCAAGCUGUUCUGGUACCGGUAUAGUUGGGCGAGACGACGCUAUCAAAAUGCACCUACCAGAAGCGCCAAACAGCCGACCAGUGGCGCCAAAGCCCGAGAAGAAAGAUAAGAAGCGCAAACGAGAUGAUGAAACAAGCAAGGCUGAGGCUUCAGCAACCCUUGACUUGGACAUGGAUGACUCAACCCCUGAAGAGACAGACACAUCAAUGCAGGGCAAGCUCUCUGAGCGGCUGGCAGCUCUAUCAUCUUUCCAGCUCCACAUCCUUACCCAUGCUAUGCGAUUUGCGAGCGCACAUAAAAUCACCUACUCGACCUGUUCAAUUCAUUUCGAAGAAAACGAGGGUGUUGUCUUCCAGGCAUUAGCAUCUUCUAUUGCAAAAGAACGGGGGUGGUCAAUUCUGAAGCGCGAUGCUCAGGUCGAGGGAAUGAAGAAGUGGCAUAGACGAGGUGUUUGGGAGGACGAGAAGCUAGAAGUUGACGUAGAUGAAUCCUCGAAGAGUGAUGUGCUAGAAGCUUGUAUUCGAUGCGACAAGGGCACGGAAGAAGGUACGAUGGGUUUCUUCGUUGCUGCCUUCGUUCGAGAUGGUAGCGAGGACUCGACACGAAUUACUGAUGCUGUGAUUGCCGAAGAUGAGGAAUGGAAUGGGUUUAGUGGUGAUGAAAAGGUUGAAGAGAAAGUAGAGCCUGUAGAGACAGUGAAAGUGCAAGGGUCGGAAAAGAGGAAGAAGAAAAAGCGCAAACACUGA